GAAACUAAAGACCGUUUCACUGCCGCUAGGUUGGCACUUAUGACAAGUCGGUGACGUUUGUCGACGUGUCUGCACAUUUUCGCCCCCCUGAAUCAAAAUAGUUCACGUGUCGUCUCCAGUCGCUUCACAACCACGUACACAAACCCUCGACCUCAACAAUGCCGGCCCCAGCUAGUUCGACAACGGUAGGAUCUGGGGGCAGGUCGCCGUCGAAAACUGUGGCCCCUAGAUCUGGCGGCGGAGGUACCGUUAGACAAAGAAAGACCACGUCCACUGCACCCGCUAGGAGAAAUACAGGGGCGGGUUCAGGUGGUAUGUGGAGAUUCUACACUGAUGAUUCUCCAGGAAUUAAAGUAGGUCCCGUCCCGGUUCUUGUAAUGUCGCUAUUGUUCAUUGCUUCCGUAUUUAUGCUACACAUAUGGGGAAAGUAUACUAGGUCUUGAAUUACAUUCAUCAUUCCUUCUUCCGUUAUUAAUUUAAUGCAUUUUCAUAAACUUACAUUUUAUAUUGUUACAUUCAGAGUUGGAAAAAAAUAAAGAUUUUAUAACGA
Messenger RNA from Tribolium madens (black flour beetle), 550 nucleotides. RefSeq names its product protein transport protein Sec61 subunit beta (gene Sec61beta). The transcript is spliced from 3 exons. Bases 159 to 443 code for a protein of 94 amino acids. Gene Ontology annotation, cellular component: Sec61 translocon complex. Gene Ontology annotation, biological process: intracellular protein transport. The record is from RefSeq and is a predicted model, not a curated record. NCBI's taxonomy places the organism in Eukaryota, Metazoa, Arthropoda, Insecta, Coleoptera, Tenebrionidae.